CGCUAUACAUCGCUAUGCACUAAAUUAAACACGUGCAUAUAUGUACGGUAGGUUAAAAUUAAUAUCUGAGUGGUUGGAAUAAUUAAAUACGAAAGUUGCCUUAUAAGCAUGAACAGUAUUGUCUAAAAAUCGACCGGAGCUCGAGCAAGAAACAAGCAACUAAACAUGCCGUAACAAAAAUCGUCAACAGUCCACUCUCGCUGUAACCGAGUACCGACACAGUGGUGAUGGCGCGAACUACAAAUAUGGCAGCAGACGACAUAGAACAUGCACUAUAUUUUAAGACUGGCAGACUGGCAGCUGCACAAUGUUCGAACCUUACUCAUUCAGUUUUCUUAACAAAGAACAGAAAAGCGACAGCCAAAUCCAGAUUGGAGUAAAUCAGAUUUGCUGCGACUUCUUGGCUACCUGGAAGGGGAACUUCAAGGCAGAGAUAUUACCAUUGCUACUCUACGGGCAGAGAAAGCCAAAAACUUGCUGUUCCAAGCUAAAUAUGGUCGUUUUGGAUUGGGCGAUCCCUUCAUUGCGCUGCAGAGGGAUUCUGACAACAUGAAGGAUACGAGCUUUGAUGAACCGGCCAUUAAAUCCAUGUAUGAUAACCAGCUGGCCCAGCUUGAAAAUCUUAUUGCUACGCAGAGAAAAGCUCAACUGAAAAUGCGGGAACAAUUGGCCUCAGCUGAGAAACGUUACCAUAAGAUUAUUUCUGAGUUGGAAGACGAAAAACGCAAGCAUGCACAAGACACCGCUCAAGGUGACGAUGUGACAUACAUGUUGGAAAAGGAACGUGAACGAUUGAAGCAAGAGAUUGAUUUUGAGAAGGCUCAAGUAAAACGAAUGGAAAAAGACUUGAAAAAGACACUGGCCAGUUUAGAGGAGGAACGUGCCAAUUCGUUAAAGCAUAAAAAAGUUGCACUCAUGUUGAUCAAGGAGCGCAAGAAGUUAAUGGAGCGAAUGCUUCACGAAAAGAACAAAAGUGUUCAGAUUGAGCAGAUUCUCGACGAAGAAAAGGACAAGAUGAUCAACAUGGCGGAAGGCCUCGUUCAGGAGAGCAAAAAAUCACUGAAAAUGGAGGCUGCCAUGGAGAAGCAGAUCAGUGAAUUUGACAUUGAGAGGGAGCAGUUACGAAACAAACUGUCGCGCGAAGAACAGCGCAACAAAGACCUGCAGUCUCAGGUGAACUCCCUGACUCAGCACAUAGACGACCUGCAGAAGCAUCUACACACCGUGGAGAAGUCUGUGCCCCACAGUACGUUACAGAGCAUCGAAAUCAAAUCUAGUGCAUCUCCUGUCAGAGGCCAGGCUGGUGGAGCCGGUCUCGUUCAAUCAGGGUUGAAAGUCUCGCCAAAAUCUACAAAAGCAGUAACUGUGGAAGGCCGUAGUUCCGCCUCCCCCGAUAGAGACUACAGUUACAGAUCUGCAGAUGUUUUGUUAAAAAAGCCUGUGAACUAUAGUAGCCCAUCUUCUCCCACAUCUUUUGAUAGACUUGACUCAAGAUCGGAUCAACGUGUUGCCCCAGUAGGGGCGUCGUAUGUUGAAAGGUCUCCGGAUGGAAGUCCCACACACAGAGUGCACCUCGCCCAGGGUUCUAGUGCUACCGUGGUUACGCCGGGCGGCGGAAAGAUCUCUUUUCAUGUCGGACAAAGUGGUGGUGGUGGUGGUUCACCUCGUAAGAUGGCACCCGCUGGUCGGGGAGCGCCACCGCCACUGCCCCCUAAUAAACCUGUUCUCAAUCCGGCGGCAGCAGGACCAAAGCCUGUUCUCCCGCCCAAAGUGGGAGCCGCUUCCUCAAAGGACCAUGUUAGUGUGUCAGGCCAGGAGGCCGGGGACCAGCAUAGUAGACCUGUAAACUCCCUUAAGUCUGUACAAAUUCCCGUCAAUGUGGUAGGUGGACAGUCCGCGGCGCCGGGGAGUCGCUCCUCAUCCCGGGACACUUCACCCAUGAGGAAAACGGCACAGUCAUUGGCCAGUCAGGCUUUGGAGUACUCUGAAGUUACUUCCCCUGUCACCCCUACCUUGGACUUUCUUGGCCCUGAAAUGGCCGACUUGCAACAAUUGCUUGCUACCAUGACAACAGGUGAAACCAGUGCGAGUAGUACAUCUAGUUUAGUGAAUAUAGCCAGCCCCCCUGUACAUUGUUCUCCCUACGACAUUAGAAACUCUCCUCUUCACAAACAUGCUGCAUGUGGACAAGUAGACUCUCUCAGGACUCUCAUACUAGACUGUGAUGCUGAUGUUAAUCUUCCUGUAAAGAACGGCACCACACCUGUCCAUUCGGCUGUCGAGUUUGGACAAGUUGGUUGUCUUCAGUUUCUCCUCGAGAAUGGAGGUAAUGUAAAUGCUCAGCGAGACAACCUGUACAGUCCUCUUCAUAUAGCUGCAGAAGUGGGACACAUUGGUUGUUUGCAGCUGCUGCUAAUAAAAGGUGCUGAUGUGAAUUUGACAAAUCACUUGAAUGAAACGCCAUUACACGUGGCAGCCGUCAGAGGUAGACACGGAUGUUGCCAUCUCCUCAUUGAACAUGGGAGCCAUCCUCUCCUGAUGAACACGUCAGGUCACACUCCCUUACACUGCAGUGUUCUACGUGGACAUGCCAACAUCCUAGAACUUCUGUUAAACCACAUUUCUCACCACCGGAUCGAUGACAACGAUUAUCAUGCACAUCUCCAGCAAGCCAUCGUGUCUGUUGACAAAGAUGGCUGGUCCAUCGUACACAUGGCGGCUUCGUUGGGAAAUGAGGCAUGUUUGAAAAUUCUGCUGGAAAUGGCCCCUGUGGAUCUAGACAUUAAAGACAAUCUUGGUAGAUCUGCGUAUGUUGUUGCCUCAAAGAGAUGUAGAGACUUCUUGAAUGAAAUAGGUCACAAAAACAGUCAGCAUGUCCAAGUGUGUGUUGAGCUGGAUAUCCCGUUUGAUAAGAACAUUGUUCAUAAAAGUUACGUUAUUGGCACUGUCGAGGUGUCCCAGCAGUUGAUGUGGCACCCUCUGGAGGAUCGCCUGCAGUGUCUGUUGUGCGAUUAUUUUGUGGGUCUCGACCAUGGACUGAGGACACGAAAAAUCUCUCGAUUAGAGCCAGAAACACACCACCACGACUUGCACAGCACCUUGGGCUUGACAACCGUCAGUAUUAAACAGUUUCAAAUCAGUUAUUUUGUUUGGAAUCCAGGAGCUGUAUCGGACAAACUACCUUAUGAUAUCUUGUGCAAUAAUGAUGUCAAGAAAAUCAGUAUUUUUCUCGAAAAUUCGACUAAUGGUUGUGAGACUCUGGCGUUUGACAUGCUAUAUCCAGUACAAACCUUACAGAAUUACCUCAGACUGCUGGAACAGUACAAAAGUGUUGUGUUUUAUGGUCCAGUUGGAAGUGGAAAGUCGUACCUCACAGAGACGUUAGCCCAUUGUAUUGCAAAUAAAGAAAGAUGUGCCAACAGGGAGCCUAUUAUUUACAGAGUUCCCCUCAACUGUGGUUUUACAAAUGCUGAUCUUCUAGAGUUUCUCAAACAGAAAGGGUGUAUGGUUCAUGUGCGGGACAGUGUACACAACAAGUCGCCCAUUGUAAUCUUAGAUGACCUUGAAAAAGUGAACAUUACGCAGCUGUUUGGUGACCUUUUGGAUCCUAUAGAAUACAGAGGGAAAACGUACAGCUUCCGAAUAAAAGGCGAAGUGGAUUCGGGUCAGGAGAACUACUACUUCCUUGACAACUUCUACCUCUUGGCAACCAUGAACCGAGCAAGAUCAACUGGCCUGGAUCUUCACAUUCAGCAGCGGUUGCGCUGGGUUCACUUCCGCCUGGAUACCGAGCCAUUCAGCAAUCUGUUGGCGCGCCACCUCCAGCGACAGCUCUGUCACUUGUACGGCGGCCGGCUUCCCACCACCGACGACCCCAUCUUCAAGUGUGUCGAGUGGAUCAUUUGUGUGUGGCAGAGACUCAACGACAGUCUCAUCAAACUCGGCCUGCCUGAUGUCGCCUUUGGGCCAUGCUUGUUCUUCAGUUGUCCUUUGGAGAGAAGGGAUCCUCAGGAAAUCCUCAAAUGGAUGAAGGAUCUAUGGAAUAACGUGAUAGCGCCGCAGGUUUGUAAUGCCGUCAAGCGUGGAACAGGUUCAGACCCGGCCACCGAUGGACAGAAGAAGGUGGCCAAUACAGCCCUGUACGUACUGAUGCAGCGGUCAGUGGUGCUCGGCUGCUCACUCACAGGGAAAGAAAAAGAUUUGUACUUGUCAGGCUUCAGUGGCAGUAAUGAACUUGACAUUCCUCUGAGAUCGGAGAAGUGUUCUUCCCUGGGGGUACAUCUCGGUGGCAACAAAGAGGCAGGGUCCGACAAAAGUACAAAGGAGAGACAGCCUCGUGUGGAAGUGCUGAUCAGUGAUGGGCGACACAAGCACAAACACAGAUGGCUGGAUCAGCAUUUCAGCAAUGGAUUAAGCAACAGUAAGCGCCGCAGUUUAUCGGACUCCUCUGUAGAUAGAACAGCACAUUUGGAAAAAUUUGAGCAACAGCAACAGCAACAGCAACAACAACAACAGCUACAGUUACAGCAACAGCAACAACAGUUGCAGCAGCAUCAGAAACAACAGAAAGAUGGCGAAGUCCCAGCAUCUCAGCCGAAGAUGCGUAAAUUGGAAAUCCGUUCUCCAGUUCUGUUGCCUCUGUCAUCAUCCACGAGAACGUCUCAGUUCGAUCACCACUCGUCAGCCAAGCGGACGCCCAAUUCACUCUCACACCAGCAUCACAGCUCUUCUUUCGGAUCCAAGAAAUCGCGCUCGUCAGAAAACAUUUCCGCAGACAGUUACCACUAUGCUUCAUCGCACAGGAGAGCUUCUAACCCUUUCUCUUUUUCUCUGACAAUGCCGACGCCGAGUCUGAACUCAUUCAUGUUUCCUGGAGCUGAUUCCCCUGGGUCAGCCAGCCUGACUGGUGGAUCGAGUCCCAAUUUGAACUCUCACUACUUCUCUAUGUCGUAUGCUCGUCGGAGGUCCGAUCUUGAAAACCACGACAUCAUAUCUUCCAGAUAUUUGGACAAUAAAGAUGUCGUCAGCAGUUGACACAGAUAUGGUUGUUAGAUGUCGGUGUUCAGCACCUUCUAUGUUUUUGCCAUCAGUUCUGGUUAUAAUGUGUACUUUAGUUAGAUGUGGAUGUUAUACUGGGGUUUAUAAUGUUUUCAUCCAAAAGUAUUGGACCAGUUCGAAUCAAGAAAAUAAUAAUGGAAAACAAUGAUGUUAGAUUGUAUUCCUGGGGAAAAAACUGUCUGUCUUUCUGCAUUUCUCUUCUCUUGCAUCUGGGUGGGACGUAGCCCAGUGGUAAAGCGUCCGCUUGAUGCGCGAUCGGUCUGGGAUCGAUACCUGCCAGUGGGCCCAUUGGGCUAUUUCUCAUUCCAGCCAGUGCACCACGACUGGUAUA
Gigantopelta aegis is the source of this 5389-nucleotide messenger RNA. RefSeq names its product cortactin-binding protein 2-like. The record is from RefSeq and is a predicted model, not a curated record. NCBI's taxonomy places the organism in Eukaryota, Metazoa, Mollusca, Gastropoda, Neomphalida, Peltospiridae. The coding region runs from base 550 to 5034 and encodes 1494 amino acids. Gene Ontology annotation, molecular function: protein binding; ATP hydrolysis activity; ATP binding. The transcript is spliced from 22 exons.